UGACUCCAGCACUCUCUCUCAUACGCGUAAUCACUUUCUCCCUCUCUCUCUAGAGCCUGUCCUCACCUUUUCCCUAAUCCCUGGUACAGAAAAGACAGCGAGAAAUAAUAUUGGUUGCGUUGAUUGAUUGUGUUUUACAGAGUACCCAACAAGAGAGAGAGAGAAACAGAGGGAGGGGUGAAGGGGUUGUUUCUGGAGUGGCCGAGUACCCAGCAGUGGCAAUUAGUACCUUCCACCACCACUACUUGUGCCUUUGCUGGUUUCCCAGCAGAUUUCCAUUUCGUCUGUUACAAUAAACGACCAAGUUUUCUCUCGACCAUUUCAAACCCCUUCUGUGUUUCUUCAUUGUCUACCCAGUUUAUAUUAUUCAAUUGAAACUCUGGUACUGGAACCCCACCCCCAUCAUUUUCUUUUACCUGAAAUCAUUGUGUUUGCUUCUGGAGAUGCAAAUGCCCCAGAACCUCUAAUUGGGGUUCUACUGUACUGAGAUCUGCCUCUCUAUUUGCUUCCUGCUUCCACCUUUUGCCAUUUUGGGGGCUGAGAUCUGAUACCCACUUGCUGGAAUUCUUCGCUCUUUAACUACACAACCCAACUUCGGGUGAAUUUGUUGGGCGCUGGAUAUUGGGUUUUGUUUGCCCUCUCUACUUCGAGUUGCUGUGGCAUGAAGUCGCCGAUUGGAGAGUUGGGUCAGUGGGGGGUUUGGGGAGAGAGAAUCAGAUGCGGGUGAAGUUGAAGUUGAUCGUCUUUUGUAGUGAAACCGGCUUUGGCUGAGAGAGAUUUUGGGCGGUGGGGGUUGGGGGGGUUUCACUUCGUCAUAUUCUCAGAUGAGGUUUCACUGUUUGUAGUUUACUUUUUUGAAGAUUCAGAUUGAUUUUGCUGGUCGAUUUAUGGUAUUUCUGUAGUGGAAAAAGAAAAGGGUCGCAAAAAAAAAAGGUUGUUCUGCAGUCGUUGUUGUUGCGUUCUUGGAAGAUACUUUGGUGCUUCAAAUUUGUGGGUCAAUUUGUUUUUUUAGGUUGGAUCUCAGUAAAAUGAGGCUUUCAACUGCUGGUUUUAGUCCUCAGGCCCCGGAAGGGGAAAGAAGAGUUCUUAACUCGGAGCUUUGGCAUGCGUGUGCGGGUCCUCUUGUUUCUCUACCUGCUGUUGGAAGUCGCGUUGUUUAUUUUCCACAGGGUCAUAGUGAGCAGGUUGCCAUAUCAACCAACAAAGAAGUUGAUGCUCAUAUACCUAGUUAUCCAAGCUUGCCGCCGCAACUUAUCUGUCAGCUUCACAAUGUUACAAUGCAUGCAGAUGUCGAGACGGAUGAAGUGUAUGCUCAGAUGACCUUGCAACCGCUCAGUGCUCAAGAGCAAAAGGAGCCUUAUCUUGCAGCUGAGUUGGGUGCUCCCAGCAAACAACCAACCAAUUAUUUUUGUAAGACAUUGACAGCAAGUGACACGAGUACACAUGGAGGAUUUUCUGUUCCUCGCCGUGCUGCUGAGAAAGUGUUUCCUCCAUUGGACUUCUCUCAACAGCCACCUGCUCAGGAGUUAAUUGCAAGGGAUCUUCACGACAAUGAAUGGAAAUUUAGGCAUAUCUUUCGUGGUCAGCCCAAAAGGCAUCUUCUUACAACUGGAUGGAGUGUGUUUGUAAGUGCUAAGAGGCUUGUUGCUGGCGAUUCCGUGAUCUUUAUUUGGAAUGAAAAGAAUCAAUUACUGCUAGGAAUCCGUCGAGCUAAUCGACCACAGACAGUGAUGCCUUCAUCGGUUUUAUCCAGUGACAGCAUGCACUUGGGGCUUCUUGCUGCUGCAGCCCAUGCAGCUGCUACAAAUAGUCGGUUCACAAUAUUUUAUAAUCCAAGGGCUAGCCCAUCAGAGUUCAUCAUACCCCUGGCCAAGUAUGUCAAAGCUGUGUACCAUACCCGUGUUUCCGUCGGUAUGCGUUUUAGAAUGCUAUUUGAAACUGAAGAAUCAAGUGUUCGUCGUUAUAUGGGCACCAUUACUGGCAUCAGUGAUUUAGAUCCUGUUCGAUGGCAAAACUCACACUGGCGCUCCGUUAAGGUUGGAUGGGAUGAAUCUACGGCUGGGGAGAGACAGCCAAGGGUCUCCCUGUGGGAGAUUGAGCCGCUAACAACCUUCCCAAUGUAUCCGUCUCCGUUUCCCCUUAGGCUUAAGCGACCGUGGCCCACUGGAUUGCCCUCUUUUCACGGUCUCAAAGAGGACGAUAUGGGAUUAAAUUCUCAACUAAUGUGGCUACGGGGAGAUGGUCUAGAUCGUGGAAUUCAACCCCUGAACUUCCAUGGACUCGGAGUUGCACCAUGGAUGCAGCCAAGGCUUGAUGCUUCUAUGGUAGGUUUGCAGCCGGAGAUAUAUCAAGCAAUGGCUGCUGCUGCACUACAGGAGAUGAGAACCGUUGAUCCCGCCAAAGCGCAGGCGGCUUCGCUUCUCCAGUUCCAACAGAACCCAAGUCUCCCCAACAGGCCUGCUACCUUCAUGCCAUCUCAGAUGUUGCAGCAGCCUCAUCCUCAGCCUCAACAGACCUUUCUUCAAUCUGAUCAUGAAAACCAACAUCUCUCUGUGUCACAGGCCCAAACCCAGACUUCUGUUCUUCAGCAGGAGAUUAAGCAUCAAACUUUUAACAACCACCACCAGCAGCCGCCACCACCGCCACAGCAGCAGCCGCAACCGCAACAGCAAGUUUUUGAUCACCAACAAGUUCCAACCACAAUGUCUUCAAUGUCGCAGUUUGGUUCUGCAUCGCAAUCUCAAGCACAAUCUCUGCAAUCCAUUCCUCCUUUGUGCCGGCAGCAAAGUUUUUCUGAUUCAAAUGCCAACCACGUGACGAGUCCCAUGAUUUCACCAUUGCACAGCCUCUUAGGCUCAUUUCCGCAAGAUGAAUCGUCUCAGUUGCUUAAUCUGCCUAGAACCAAUCCCAUGAUGCAUUCAUCUACAUGGCCUUCGAAGAGAGCUGCAGUGGAUCCUCUUCUCUCUUCUGGAAAUUCUCAGUUUGUUCUUCCCCAGGGGGAAAAUAUGGGGACGACUCAGACUACUAAUAUCUCCCAGAAUGCUAUUUCAUUGGCGCCGUUUCCUGGUAGAGAAUGCUCAUUAGAUCAAGGGAAUGGCGAUCCGCAGAGCAAUCUUCUCUUUGGUGUCAAUAUAGAGCCUUCCUCUCUUCUGUUGCAGAAUGGCAUGCCAAAUCUUAGGGGAAUUUGCAGUGACAGUGACUCAACAGCUAUACCUUUUUCAUCCAAUUAUGUGAACCCUGCUGGUACCAACUUCUCUGCAAAUCCAGCCGGGACACCUUCAAAUUGCAUUGAGGAUUCGGGUUUCUUGCAGUCUCCAGAAAACACAGGCCAAGUAAACCCACCAACCAGAACCUUUGUAAAGGUUUACAAGUCGGGGUCCUUCGGUAGAUCACUGGAUAUUUCCAAAUUCAGUAGCUACCAUCAGUUACGCAGUGAGCUCGCUCACAUGUUCAGCCUUGAAGGCGAGUUGGAGGACCCUUUGAGAUCAGGCUGGCAGCUUGUAUUUGUUGACAGGGAAAAUGACGUCCUUCUUCUUGGGGAUGAUCCCUGGCCGGAGUUCGUCAACAGCGUGUGGUGCAUCAAAAUACUCUCACCACAGGAAGUGCAGGAGAUGGGCAAACGAGGCCUAGAGCUCUUGAACUCAGUACCGAUUCAGAGGCUCUCGAAUGGCAGUUGUGAUAACUAUGCCAACAGACAGGAGUCAUCCAGAAAUUUGAGUACCGGUAUAACUUCGGUCGGGUCGCUCGAGUACUGAGGCAUUUAACCGGUCAACAUGUCUUCUCUGUACUAUUAGCUCUCUCAGUUA
Molecule: messenger RNA, 3806 nt
Organism: Momordica charantia (bitter melon)
Lineage: Eukaryota; Viridiplantae; Streptophyta; Magnoliopsida; Cucurbitales; Cucurbitaceae
Gene: ARF6
Product: auxin response factor 6
Biological process (GO): response to hormone; regulation of DNA-templated transcription
Cellular component (GO): nucleus
Molecular function (GO): DNA binding
Source: RefSeq, a predicted model, not a curated record